UCUUCCUCGCGGCAGGGCCCGGCCUCCGGUGGCUUCCGGUGUGGCGGUCAGCGAUGACGGAGCCAGGCGCCUCGCCCGAGGACCCCUGGGUCAAGGGUCGGAGGUCUGAUGGACUUCUCCCUUGCUCGGUGCCGCAGGUGGAGUACGCUUACAGCGACAACAGCCUGGACCCGGGGCUUUUUGUAGAAAGCGCCCGCAAGGGGAGUGUAGUGUCCAGAGCUAAUAGCAUCGGCUCCACCAGUGCCUCUUCCGUCCCCAACACAGAUGACGAGGACAGUGAUUACCACCAGGAGUCCUACAAAGAAUCCUAUAAGGACCGGCGGCGGCGAGCACACACUCAGGCUGAGCAGAAGAGGAGGGACGCUAUCAAGAGAGGCUACGAUGACCUUCAGACCAUUGUCCCCACCUGCCAGCAGCAGGACUUCUCCAUCGGUUCCCAGAAGCUCAGCAAAGCCAUUGUUCUACAGAAGACCAUUGACUACAUCCAGUUUUUACACAAGGAGAAGAAAAAGCAGGAGGAGGAGGUGUCCACGCUACGCAAGGACGUCAUGGCCCUAAAGAUCAUGAAAGUGAACUAUGAACAGAUUGUGAAGGCACACCAGGACAACCCCCAUGAGGGGGAGGAUCAGGUCUCCGACCAGGUCAAGUUCAACGUGUUUCAGGGCAUCAUGGACUCCCUGUUCCAGUCCUUCAAUGCAUCUAUCUCCGUGGCCAGCUUCCAGGAGCUGUCGGCCUGUGUCUUCAGCUGGAUCGAGGAGCACUGUAAGCCUCAGACCCUACGGGAGAUCGUGAUAGGCGUCCUGCACCAACUGAAGAACCAGCUUUACUGACCGGCUCUUGGAACCCGCAGAACAGCCAACAAGAGGCCCCUGAGCCUUGCACUUUGAGUACAGAGCCGCAGGGCUGAGGAGAUCGGACUGAGAUGCCCACUGCACGCCGUCAGCUGGUUCAUCCUGGGUGUUUGCUUCCCCAGCCUCCUAUCCUCAGUGGGGCUGGGUGUCUGUUUUGUGAAAACUCCUAAUUAAUUUAUUAUAUUGACCAUAAAACUCAAACCUACCCAGUCACCCCCCCUCCCCAUAGAAGUUCUAGGGAUAGAGGUCUGCUCUGGGCACCCCAAAGAGCUCCUGGCCUUUCCUCUUUUUCUAAGCCUCAGAUUUCUGCUCAUGAUCAACACGUUUGGGAAAUCCUGCCUGCCGUGUUGAUCCCUUGGACAACAUGUGACCCAAGUUUGACCGUUUUGGCAGUAGUUGGGAGGGUGGAAAGGGGUAAGAAGAAAUAUUCCCCCAGAACCAAAGAGCGAAAGGCUGCCUCAUGCGUAGGUUAGGGCUGCCUGGUCAGCCCAAGGUGAGGCCACAACUUUCUGGCCAGCUCAGGGCAGGGCUGCCAGGUUCCUGCCCUUACCUCCUACUCUAUGGCCCCUUCCUCUGCCAUAGGCAGUAGAGGGAAGCAACCUGCCUACCUACUCCGGCCCUUUCCCCACAGGCAGCAGCACUGCACGGCAGUCACGUGUGACACAGCAUCACAUACUGGUUUUUUAUUUUUGUAAACGUCAACAAUGCAAUUUUGCUAGUUACAACUCUGAAAAAUUAACUGGGCCUCAAAACCACUUACAGCCUUUUGAUCAAGUGUAUCUGGGUCUCUACUACCUCUCAUUUCGCCCAGGUCUUGGGGUGCCAAGAGGGGGUAGAGAAGAUACUCUAAAGGCUUCUUGCGAGAGAGAGUCCAGGGUGAGGCCUCGGGCUACUUGAAUGUUGUGUUGAGUAACCUCUCUCUAUCCUGUUCCUCAGGCUUCCUACUGCCUUCCUCAGGUUUGAUAUCUGGGAGGUUUGAUUAUCCAGAAGUUAAAUAUUUUUAUAUCAAAUUAUGUUACAAUAAAUACCGUCAAAUACUCUCUUAGCAUUGUUCCAAGUUUAAACAUUAAGCUCAAGCACCUAACACAUGAAUGAUGAAAUGGGCAAAUCCACUCAGGACGACCACCCCUCCACCCAGUACUCUAGUGUACGGCCCUCUCCUCGCUGCUCUGCUCACAGGCACAAAGCAGGAACAACAAAAGCUGGCAAGGCAGCCAGUGCAGGAUACCUGUGUUCCCGUACCCCAGUCCUGCCUGAGGGCCGGCUCCUCAGGGGUCUGGGAGCUUGACAUUGUAAUCUUCAUCUGUUUCUAUCCCAACUUCUUCCUACGGGGCAGGGAGACAAGUGAAUGACUUCAAGGCGUGGACAGAGGCAGAGCAGACCCACUUACAGGGAGAGACCCACUUACAAAGAACUGCUUCUUGCUCUUGGGGUAUCCUUCAAGGAUUGCAUCACACAGGUCUGUUGCCUGACAAACAAAACCGCCCCUUUUCAGAUGGGCUGUGCCCAGUUCUGCCUGCCAGCUGUGUGAUAUUGGGCGGCAGCCAUUUCCCAGGACUGCCUGCCUUGGGGCUUCCACACACUUACCAUCCUCUUCCGCUUUCUCCAUUCCUUGCAGUACUUCUGCCUCUCUCUGUACACCUAGACAGGGAGAACAGGUUCCUCUAACCAGCUCAGCCCCACUGCAGCCACUCAGCCCCAGUUCACCCCCAUCCUCCUCUGGUCCUGCACCCUGCCUGACCCCCUCUGUCCCAACUCACUUGUUCUUUCUCUUCCGGAGUCACAUGGUUGGUGGCUGCUUUGAUGUUCUUCAGUCUUUCUGUGUAGCUGGCACAUUCCUUCUUUAACUCCUGGAUCUCUUUCUGCAUCUCCGGUGUGGUCAGCGCGCUAGUCAGCUCUUUCAGCUCUGAAACCACAUCUCCUUAUGGUCACUUGCUACCCCUGAGAAAGGGGUUCUGUCUUUCCCAGUGGCUAUCCCCCCUGAGACAGGAGACCAGGCCUCAGAAUGGGUUCCAUAUUCUAGAAAUGCUCAGGGGAGACGAAACAGUUUUCUCCUCCAUCGACUAGCAGUGUUGGGGUGUGAGGUUGAGCAGACUCAGGAGGAGGCAUUUAAAGAAGCAGGAGUAAAGGGAAGUGUGGGCUCAGCACACUGAUAAUCAUGAUAGGGAAAGCAAAUGCAGGUCUUGCCCAUUUGUGUUCAAAAACUGCAAGACAUGUCUUCUAAUGUGAUGCCUAUUGCAGCCCAGCAAAGGAAUCUUCCUGCAACAAGACAACACUGUGGCUGACAAAGCACUCAUUUAGCAAUUCAUAACCUCCAGACUGACCUGACUGAGGGGCACAUUCCCAGGGUGUCCCAGUCCUACCUGCCUCCAUGUGGCGGCAGCUCUGCUGCAAGCUCUGCACCUUCGCCGUGAGGGCCACGAUCUUAGCGUCCAGACUCUGGAGGUCGGCAUCGCUCACUGUGUCAAACUGGUCCUGCCAGGCAAGUGGAAAAACAGAAGUGGGGUAAUGUGAGGCACAAGUUAGGGACCGACAUCUGGGAAGGCAACAUUUACAUGAGGAAUUUGGGGCUCCCCAAGGAUAUCCACAGGACCCAGGAAAACAGUGGGACAGUACUGCUGAGAAACCAUUCAGUUCAGUACCAAUAAAAAGGUAUAAAAGAAAGGUUGAGACCUGAUGCUUGGCCUCAAGGAGCUUCUAGGUGGACAGGACACUGAAUAGGACAAAAUUACCUUUGAGUUUAGUGCUAAAGCCACUCACUGGGCUGAAGGAGUAAAGAACAUUCUUCUCAAGGUGGCAACACUAAAUUACGGACUUCCAUAGAGGGGAGACUCUGGGCAGGCAACGAGGCAUGGUGGGAGGUGUAGAAGUCUGGGAGCCCUUCCAUGAAGGGCCAGCUAGUAACAGAAAAUGAUCACACUGGGGUCUAAUGGGACCUUGUCAGUUCAUGACAAAGAGUUUAGGUUAGAAAGGACA
Talpa occidentalis (Iberian mole) is the source of this 3827-nucleotide messenger RNA. It is a transcript of the gene MLX, whose product is annotated as MAX dimerization protein MLX. Bases 54 to 830 code for a protein of 258 amino acids. Gene Ontology annotation, cellular component: nucleus. Lineage: Eukaryota; Metazoa; Chordata; Mammalia; Eulipotyphla; Talpidae. The transcript is spliced from 8 exons. The record is from RefSeq and is a predicted model, not a curated record. Gene Ontology annotation, molecular function: DNA-binding transcription factor activity, RNA polymerase II-specific; RNA polymerase II cis-regulatory region sequence-specific DNA binding; protein dimerization activity. Gene Ontology annotation, biological process: regulation of transcription by RNA polymerase II.